This is a messenger RNA of Nelumbo nucifera (sacred lotus), 1816 nucleotides long. NCBI's taxonomy places the organism in Eukaryota, Viridiplantae, Streptophyta, Magnoliopsida, Proteales, Nelumbonaceae. The record is from RefSeq and is a predicted model, not a curated record.
GGUCUCUGUCUCUCUCUCUACUUCGGUUGUUGUUGUAGAAAACCCAACAACAGUAGAGCAGAUUAGAUUCAGGAGACCCAAGAACCAACCCAUUCCAGCUCCAGAUUCAACCCCAUAAAUCUCUUCUACCAAUCAGUCCCCUCACGGUAAAACCUCCAUGUCUUCUCUAUUCGUGUCCACAUUCACCUCCAACAAUUAACAGCAAGAAGAAGGGUUCCGACAUGUCUUCAGCAUUGAAGGAUAAAAAGAAGAGCUUUACAUCUGCAACAUGGAGAGGUCUUGGAUGCACAUCCUCUUCACAGAUAUCGGCGCCGGAGGCUAUUCGGUCUUCGGCAGAUUGGCAAGAGAAGAAGGUGAGGAAAAAGAAGCAGAGGAGCACACAGAGGAAGAAAAGCCAUCAUGUCACGGAGAUGACGUCUAUGGGGAAUCCAACUCCUGUUGUAGUUGUCCCUGAUGUUUGGUGCUCUCUUGGGAUCGGUUUCGCAGCCAAUGCCGCGCCAAUUGAUUGUGUUGUGUCGAGACGUCCUGUAGCGGGAAGAGGGAGGAUUGAUAGUGAGAGGAUAAAUCAAAGAGAGCUUCACACAGAGAUAGAAGACCCGCACCUUCUUAUGGAUCCAGACGAUUUUCUCUGCCGGUUGCUUUGACGGAAUUUGAAGGAGGGCCAAGGGUUCAGGAAGGGGUGAUGAAGCUCUUUCAUGGUCAUCGAAAGGAGGAAGAAGAGGAAAGAGAAAGAUAAAUACCAGAGGUGGGGAGAUUUGUUUAUGAAGGAGGAAGGAGAUGAAUAAUGUUUCAACCCCUGAUAUUUGAACUUUAGAGUUUAAACAAAUCUUUAUCAAACGGGAGUAAAAUAUUAACGACGAAGAAAUAUUUUGUUAGACUGGAUCGAAUUAGACCAAAUCUAGUCCAAUUGACUGCCUCCCGUCUCUCUCUCUACUCCGGUUGUUGUUGUAGAAAACCAAACAACAGUAUAGCAGAUUAGAUUCAGGAAACCCAAGAACCAACCCAUUCCAGCUCCAGAUUCAACCCCACAAUUCUCUUCUACCAAUCAGUCCCCUCACGGUAAAACCUCCAUUUCUUCUCUAUUCAUGUUCACAUUCACCUCCAACAAUAACAGCAAGAAGAAGGGUUCCGACAUGUCUUCAGCAUUGAAGGAUAGAAAGAAGAGCUUUACAUCUGCAACAUGCAGAGGUCUUGGAUGCACAUCCUCUUCACAGAUAUUGGCACCGGAGGCUAUUCGGUCUUCGGCAGAUUGGCAAGAGAAGAAGGUGAGGAAAAAGAAGCAGAGGAACACACAGAGGAAGAAAAGCCAUCAUGUCACGGAGAUGACGUGUAUGGGAAUCCAACUCCUGUUGUAGUUGUCCCUGAUAUUUGGUGCUCUCUUGGGAUCGGUUUCGCAGCCAAUGCCGCGCCAAUUGACUGUGAGCGGGAAGAGGGAGGAUUGAUAGUGAGAGGAUAAAUAAAAAAGAGGUGUGCUUUCUGUUUAUGUUAUUCGUGGCUUUUGUUCAUAUAUUGGGUUUUCUUUUGGGAUUAUAGGUGAUAGGGGUAACUUUUGGAAGCUUCACACAGAGAUAGAAGACCUGCACCUUAUUAUGGAUCCACACAAUUUUCUCUGCCUGAAGAACCAGCUUGCGAUUAAAGCUUUGACGGAAUUUGAAGGAGGGCCAAGGGUUCAGGAAGCGGUGAUGAAGCUCUUUGAUGGUCAUCGAAAGGAGAAAGAGGAGGAAAGAGAAAGAUAGAGACCAAAGGUGGGAAAAUUUGUUCGAUGGUCUAAUGAGGAAGGGGAUGAAUAGUGUUUCAACCUCUUUUUAAUAUUUAA